Vigna angularis (adzuki bean) is the source of this 769-nucleotide messenger RNA. Its product is annotated as cytochrome c. Bases 170 to 508 code for a protein of 112 amino acids. Gene Ontology annotation, molecular function: heme binding; electron transfer activity. The record is from RefSeq and is a predicted model, not a curated record. Gene Ontology annotation, cellular component: mitochondrial intermembrane space. Lineage: Eukaryota; Viridiplantae; Streptophyta; Magnoliopsida; Fabales; Fabaceae. Gene Ontology annotation, biological process: mitochondrial electron transport, cytochrome c to oxygen; mitochondrial electron transport, ubiquinol to cytochrome c. The transcript has 3 exons.
GUUAGGUGGCAAGUGCCAGGUUGUUUCCAACGUGAGGGGUUUUAAAAAGAUUUUAUGUGACCGCCUUGUGGUGUAGCGUGUGGUGCUAUCGUCUCAUUUCAGCUUCAUUUCGUUUCAUUUGCAUUUCAUUUGACGUUUUCUUUCUGGAAGCUUCGGCACGCAGAGAUCCAUGGCGUCGUUCGAUGAAGCUCCUCCCGGAAACUCCAAGAGCGGCGAGAAGAUCUUCAAGACUAAGUGCGCUCAGUGUCACACCGUCGAUAAAGGUGCCGGUCACAAACAAGGACCCAAUCUGAAUGGUUUGUUUGGAAGGCAAUCUGGCACAACCGCUGGAUAUUCCUAUUCUACCGCUAACAAAAACAUGGCUGUGAUUUGGGAGGAAAAGACCUUGUAUGAUUACUUGCUCAAUCCCAAAAAGUAUAUUCCAGGGACGAAGAUGGUGUUUCCCGGUCUUAAGAAACCUCAGGAUCGUGCGGAUCUUAUUGCUUAUCUUAAAGAAUCCACUGCAUAAGGAUUAAACUUUCAUACAUACAGUUACGCAUUGUUCAUUCGAAGUUCCGGAGAUUUAAAUUUUCAGACAUUUAAUUAUGUGGUACAGGAAGUACUGUAUCAACAAAUAAAGUAGACCUGAUUUGUUUGCAAUGCUAUUUUGUUCAUUUUGCAUUGCUUUUUAAGAAUUUGCAAUAUAUGGGUUAAUACCCAAUUAAUUUAGCAGUUGAAAGUUGAAACAUUGUUGCUGAUAUUUAAUUUGCUAGAAGGACAAUUUGGUCUA